CGUCAGGACCCCAGAGGUGGCUAUGGGAUGUGAUAACCAGCUCCGUGCUUGGCGGCUAAACCAACAAUCCGGGCUUCCUACUUGCAACGGACAUAGCCAGGAGGAGAUACCGCCGUCAAGGUACUGAAUUAUGCCUGAUAAGGCAUCAGAUCCUGCCACACUGAUCCAAUGGAUCCGCUAUGGUACGAACAUGAAAGCCGAGCUGGUCCCUGAAAACAUGGAAUGUACUCUGGAAAACUUUCGCGAAGGCUACACAAGCCAUCAACCGGGGCUGCCACUGUUGAGUGCAACAACUCCAAUUCAAGACAAAUCCUCACUACUUGUUUCAGAAAAACUCGCCAAAAACGUCUUCAAUAUUACCUGUCUGACAAGAUUCUUGGACCAUCGCCACGAAGUCCUGGCAAACAAGAACCAGGACAGUCUCGAGCGUCUUGGGGGUGACCACAGGCUCGUUUUCAGCUUCUCAUAUCCUCCCUACUUGACUAUGGCAGAUUGCAAUACUCGGCUAUCCUCCUCCAGACUUUACCCCGAGGUCAGAAUCGAACUAAUAGCCAACGUGAUGAAGGCUACCCGAGAGCGUGACAUGCACGUCAUGAACCAGAUUGAUCAGUUGAAAAGACACUGUUGUCUUGUUUGGAGCCUAUACUAAAACAACACAACUAUAGCAGAUAUUAUGACACGAAUAUUAUGUAUGACGACUUUUUAACAUAUCAGCGGCGAUCCUGAGCGUUUGCCCUUUAGUAGCUACUUUUCUGCCAAACAGAGCGGGACAUACAACCAAGGCGAUGAUCCAAGGUGAACUGAC
Messenger RNA from Pseudomassariella vexata, 805 nucleotides. RefSeq lists its product as uncharacterized. The transcript has 2 exons. The coding region runs from base 131 to 649 and encodes 172 amino acids. Lineage: Eukaryota; Fungi; Ascomycota; Sordariomycetes; Amphisphaeriales; Pseudomassariaceae. The record is from RefSeq and is a predicted model, not a curated record.